Molecule: messenger RNA, 882 nt
Organism: Sclerotinia borealis F-4128
Lineage: Eukaryota; Fungi; Ascomycota; Leotiomycetes; Helotiales; Sclerotiniaceae
Source: the annotation of a GenBank genome assembly
AUGGAAUACCGUCUCUCCUUUCUGUUGUUGCCGGCGGUAAGCUGGGCAGCUGUAAUUUCAACACCACUUUCUACCGAUAGAGAUGAUCAAAUCAAUGAAAUUAAACAAUCAAACCCCAUAUCCUCCUCAUUAAUUUGCACAUCAAAUUGCAACGCACCCUCCACCUCCUCUCAACCCCUCGAACUUCGCGAAUACCGCGAAUACCACACCCACUCCUUCCACCACGCCAAAUACGACGACCAGGAGCCCCCACCCCGCCCUCACAUCCCCACGUCGUGGAAAGUAGCUAUUGGCGUCAACGCCUUUGUACUAUUGAUCACAGCAUCGAUAUUAGGAAUGCUGGUAUGGAUCCUGAGGAAAGAAUAUCGGAAGCGGAAUUUACUACAAGGAGAUCCGACGUAUGUGGGUGCGAAAGAUGGAUUUGGCAGGAAAAUGAAGAGCGCGAGGAGUACGGGAAGUCGAGGCUUGGGCAUGGGAAUGGGGAAUGCGAGGGGUGGGAGGGCGAGGGCCUGGAGCUAUGAUCCGAUUCGAGAGGAAGAGGAGGAGGGUGUCGGUCAGGGGUUAGGCCAGGGAUUAGGGUUAGAGGGGGGGAAUACCGGAAUGAGCAUGCCGAUGGCAAUGAAUAAUACACUAGUCAAUCCUGGAACGCAAAAAGAAUCCCAAGGAGGAACGAGUGCGAAGGGAAAGGGCAAAGAAACUUCGAGGACCAAAAGAGAAAGAGUCUGGAGGGGUAAACAUGUUCGAUUUUCGAGUUGGAGUGGUGAUGUUGAUGUUGAUGGGAGAGAUAGGAUGGGGGUGGUAGGGGUAGGUAGUAGUGGGAAGGAGAAUGGGGUGGCGGCGCUGAGGGCGGCGGAGGCUCAUGAAUAUGUCCAGACGCCUUGA